AUGGAUGGAACUAUCCUUAAUACGGAAGAUAUAUAUACAGAAUGUACCACAGAAUUAUUGGAUGAUUUUGGAAAAGGUCCAUUGACGUGGGACGUAAAGAUUAGAUUACAAGGAAGACCUGGCCCUGAGGCCGUUAAAAUCAUCAUUGAAGAGUACAAUUUAUCAUUAACCCCUGAAGAAUUUUCUCAAUUAGCCAUCAAAAAACAAGAGAACAAGUGGCAUCAUUCCAAAUUCUUACCGGGUGCGUUAGAAUUGUUGCAGUAUUUGUAUGAUAGUUCAAUUCCUAUUGCUCUUGGGACAAGUUCUAAUACAUUCAAUUUUAAUAGAAAGACGGCACAUUUGCAGGAUGGUUUUAAACUAUUUGGUCCGCAUAUUGUGACUGGAGAUGAUGAGAGAAUUCCACCUGGAAGAGGAAAGCCACACCCCGAUAUUUGGUUUGCAUGUUUGGAUAGUCUCAAUAAAGAAAGGCAAGAGCAAGGUUUAGAUCCUGUCUUAAUAGAGGAAUGUCUUAUAUUUGAAGAUGGUAUACCAGGUGUGAAAUCAGGUAUUGCUGCAAACUCGUACGUUAUCUGGAUUCCAAAUGAACAGGCACUUAAAGUUUUAGAUGGAGAAGAAGAACUUGUUAUUGGUGAUGGUGGUGAAAUAUUAAAAAGUCUUGUCCACUUUGAUAAGUCAAAAUUUUCUCUAUAG
Molecule: messenger RNA, 690 nt
Organism: Debaryomyces tyrocola
Lineage: Eukaryota; Fungi; Ascomycota; Pichiomycetes; Serinales; Debaryomycetaceae
Source: the annotation of a GenBank genome assembly